Messenger RNA from Myotis davidii, 7886 nucleotides. RefSeq names its product sodium voltage-gated channel alpha subunit 5 (gene SCN5A). Gene Ontology annotation, biological process: regulation of heart rate; neuronal action potential; membrane depolarization during action potential. Gene Ontology annotation, cellular component: plasma membrane; voltage-gated sodium channel complex; axon. Gene Ontology annotation, molecular function: voltage-gated sodium channel activity involved in cardiac muscle cell action potential. The record is from RefSeq and is a predicted model, not a curated record. NCBI's taxonomy places the organism in Eukaryota, Metazoa, Chordata, Mammalia, Chiroptera, Vespertilionidae.
CGCAGGCGGCCGGAGGACAGCCUGGGCCCCAGAAGCAGGAUGAGAAGAUGGCAGACGUCCUGGUACCUCGGGGCCCCAGCAGCUUCCACAGGUUCACCCGGGAGUCCCUGGCGGCCAUCGAGAAGCGCAUGGCGGAGAAGCAAGCCCGGGGCUCGGCCACCCUGCAGGAGAGCCGGGACGGGCUGCCCGAGGAGGAGGCUCUCCAACCCCAGCUGGACCUGCAGGCCUCGAAAAAGCUGCCGGACCUGUACGGCAACCCGCCCCGAGAGCUCCUCGGGGAGCCCCUGGAGGACUUGGACCCCUUCUAUAGCACCCAAAAGACCUUCAUUGUGCUGAAUAAAGGCAAGACCAUCUUCCGGUUCAGUGCCACCAACGCCUUGUACGUCCUCAGCCCCUUCCACCCCAUCCGGAGAGCGGCCGUGAAGAUCCUGGUUCAUUCGCUCUUCAGCAUGCUCAUCAUGUGCACCAUCCUGACCAACUGCGUGUUCAUGGCCCAGCACGACCCUCCGCCCUGGACCAAGUAUGUCGAGUACACCUUCACUGCCAUUUACACCUUUGAGUCCCUGGUCAAGAUACUGGCCCGGGGCUUCUGCCUGCAUGCGUUCACCUUCCUUCGGGACCCGUGGAACUGGCUGGACUUCAGCGUGAUUAUCAUGGCGUAUGUAUCAGAAAAUAUAAAGCUAGGCAAUUUGUCGGCUCUUCGAACUUUCAGAGUCCUGAGAGCUCUAAAAACUAUUUCGGUUAUCCCAGGCCUGAAGACCAUUGUGGGGGCGCUGAUCCAGUCGGUGAAGAAGCUGGCCGAUGUGAUGGUCCUCACCGUCUUCUGCCUCAGCGUCUUCGCCCUCAUCGGCCUGCAGCUCUUCAUGGGCAACCUGCGGCACAAGUGCGUGCGCAACUUUACGGAGCUCAACGACACCAACGGCUCCGUGGAGGCCGGUGGCCAGGUCUGGGACUCGCUGGACCUCUACCUCAACGAUCCAGAAAAUUACAUGCUCAAGAACGGCACCAGCGACGUGUUACUGUGUGGGAACACUCAGCCAGGCCUCACUGCUGGCCUGCGUGUUGGCACUGUGCUCACCCCCAUGGGGUGGCAGGCGGAGGAAGAAACGACGUGUCCCGAGGGCUACCGGUGCCUGAAGGCAGGCGAGAACCCCGACCACGGCUACACCAGCUUCGACUCCUUCGCCUGGGCCUUCCUGGCCACUCUGAAAUGCCAUGACCAUGACCCAGAAGGGUGCCCAGGGAGGAUGACCUCUGCCCCCCUGCUCCCCCAGACCCUGAGGUCCGCAGGGAAGAUCUACAUGAUCUUCUUCAUGCUUGUCAUCUUCCUGGGCUCCUUCUACCUGGUGAACCUGAUCCUGGCUGUGGUCGCCAUGGCCUACGAGGAGCAAAACCAAGCCACCAUCGCUGAGACGGAGGAGAAGGAAAAACGAUUCCAGGAGGCCAUGGAGAUGCUCAAGAAAGAGCAGGAGGCCCUCACCAUCAGGGGUGUGGACAGCGUGUCCCGCAGCUCCUUGGAGAUGUCUCCUUUGCCCCCAGUCACCGCCCAUGAGAAAAGGAGCAAGAGGAGAAAACAAUUGUCUUCGGAGACGGAGGAGUGUGGGGAUGACAGGCUUCCUAAGUCGGACUCGGACGAUGGCCCCAGAGCAAUGAACCACCUCGGCAACACCCAGGGCUUCAACAGGACCUCCGUGAAGUCACACUUCAGGCGAGGGAGCAUUUUCACCUUUCGCCGGCGAGAUACGGGGUCGGAGACAGAUUUUGCCGAUGAUGAAAACAGCACGGCGGGAGACAGCGAGAGCCACCGCACGUCACUGCUGGUGCCCUGGUCCCUGCGCCGGCCUAGUGCCCAGCCACAGCCCAGUCCCGGGACCUCAGCUCCCGGCCACGCCCUCAAUGGCAAAAGGAACAGCACCAUCGAUUGCAAUGGGGUGGUCUCCUUGCUGGGGGCAGGCGACCCUGAGGCCACCUCCCCAGGGAGCCGCCUCCUCCGCCCCAUGAUGCUGGAGCGCCCCCCAGACACGACCACUCCAUCGGAGGAGCCAGGCAGACCCCAGAUGCUGACCCCUCCGGCUCGGUGCAUGGAUGGCUUCGAGGGGCCAGGAGAGCGGCAGCGGGCCCUCAGCGCAGUCAGUGUCCUCACCAGCGCCCUGGAAGAGCUGGAGGAGUCUCACCGCAAGUGCCCGCCGUGCUGGAACCACUUCGCCGAGCGCUACCUGAUCUGGGAUUGCUGCCCCCUGUGGAUGUCCAUCAAGCAGAAAGUGAAGUUCAUGGUCAUGGACCCCUUUGCUGACCUCACCAUCACCAUGUGCAUCGUGCUGAACACGCUCUUCAUGGCCCUGGAGCACUACAACAUGACGACGGAAUUCGAGGAGAUGCUGCAGGUCGGAAACCUGGUCUUCACCGGGAUCUUCACCGCAGAGAUGACCUUCAAGAUCAUCGCUCUCGACCCCUACUACUACUUCCAGCAGGGCUGGAACAUCUUCGACAGCAUCAUCGUCAUCCUCAGCCUCAUGGAGCUAGGCCUGUCCCGCAUGGGCAACCUGUCGGUGCUGCGCUCCUUCCGCCUGCUGCGGGUCUUCAAGCUGGCCAAAUCAUGGCCCACGCUGAACACACUCAUCAAGAUCAUCGGGAACUCGGUGGGCGCCCUGGGGAACCUGACGCUGGUGCUGGCCAUCAUCGUGUUCAUCUUCGCCGUGGUGGGCAUGCAGCUCUUCGGCAAAAACUACUCAGAGCUGAGGCACCGCAUCAGCGACCCAGGCCUGCUGCCCCGCUGGCAUAUGAUGGACUUUUUCCAUGCCUUUCUCAUCAUCUUCCGCAUCCUCUGCGGCGAGUGGAUCGAGACCAUGUGGGACUGCAUGGAGGUGUCCGGGCAGUCACUGUGCCUGCUGGUCUUCUUGCUUGUGAUGGUCAUUGGCAACCUUGUGGUCCUGAACCUCUUCCUGGCCCUGCUGCUCAGCUCCUUCAGCGCCGACAACCUCACGGCCCCGGACGAGGACGGGGAGAUGAACAACCUGCAGCUGGCCCUGGCCCGGAUCCAGCGCGGCCUGCAGACAGAGAAGGCACCUCCGGCCCGCAAGGAGACCCGGUUCGAGGAAGGCCAGCGGCCAGGCCAGGGCCCCCCGGGGGAUCCGGAGCCCGUGUGCGUGCCCAUUGCCGUGGCUGAGUCAGACACGGAUGACCAAGAGGAGGACGAGGAGAAUAGUCUGGGCUCCGAGGAGGAAUCCAGCAAGCAGGUGAGCCCCGACCCCCUGUCCAGCGGCCCAGAGGCCCUUCCGGAGCCCAGGGCCUGGAGCCAGGUGUCAGAGACCGCCUCCUCCGAGGCCAGUGCGGCCCAGGCGGACUGGCGGCAGCAGCGCAGAGAGGAGCCCCGGGCCCCAGGGUGCAGUGAGACCCACGAGGACAGCUACUCCGAGGGGAGCACAGCAGACAUGACCGUCACCGCGGACCUCCUGGAGCAGACCCCUGACCUCGGCGAGGACGUCAAGGACCCGGAGGACUGCUUCACCGAAGGCUGUGUCCGGCGCUGUCCCUGCUGCACUGUGGACACCACGCAGGCCCCAGGGAAGGUCUGGUGGCGACUGCGCAAGACCUGCUACCACAUCGUGGAGCACAGCUGGUUCGAGACCUUCAUCAUCUUCAUGAUCCUGCUCAGCAGCGGAGCUCUGGCCUUCGAGGACAUCUACCUGGAGGAGCGGAAGACCAUCAAGGUUCUGCUGGAAUACGCCGACAAGAUGUUCACCUACGUCUUCGUGCUGGAGAUGCUGCUCAAGUGGGUGGCCUACGGCUUCAAGAAGUACUUCACCAACGCCUGGUGCUGGCUCGACUUCCUCAUCGUGAACGUCUCGCUGAUCAGCCUGGUGGCCAACACCCUGGGCUUCUCUGAGAUGGGCCCCAUCAAGUCACUGCGGACAUUGCGGGCGCUCCGGCCCCUGCGAGCCCUGUCCCGGUUCGAGGGCAUGAGGGUGGUGGUCAAUGCCCUGGUGGGCGCCAUCCCGUCCAUCAUGAACGUGCUCCUCGUCUGCCUCAUCUUCUGGCUCAUCUUCAGCAUCAUGGGCGUGAACCUCUUCGCGGGGAAGUUCGGGAGGUGCAUCAACCAGACGGAGGGGGACAUGCCUUUAAACUACACCCUCGUGAACAACAAGAGUGACUGUGAGUCGUUCAACAUGACCGGCGAGUUGUACUGGACCAAGGUGAAAGUCAACUUCGACAACGUCGGGGCCGGGUACCUGGCCCUGCUGCAGGUGGCAACAUUUAAAGGCUGGAUGGACAUUAUGUAUGCGGCUGUGGACUCCAGGGGGUAUGAAGAGCAGCCCCAGUGGGAAUACAACCUCUACAUGUACAUCUACUUUGUCGUGUUCAUCAUCUUCGGGUCCUUCUUCACCCUGAACCUCUUCAUCGGCGUCAUCAUCGACAACUUCAACCAACAGAAGAAAAAGUUAGGGGGCCAGGACAUCUUCAUGACAGAGGAGCAGAAGAAGUACUACAACGCCAUGAAGAAGCUGGGCUCCAAGAAGCCCCAGAAGCCCAUCCCCCGGCCUCUGAACAAGUACCAGGGCUUCGUAUUCGACAUUGUGACCAAGCAGGCCUUUGACGUCACCAUCAUGUUUCUCAUCUGCUUGAACAUGGUGACCAUGAUGGUGGAGACAGAUGACCAGAGCUUGGAGAAGAUCAACAUCUUGGGCAAGAUCAACCUGCUCUUCGUAGUCAUCUUCACGGGCGAGUGUAUCAUCAAGAUGGGUGCCCUGCGGCACUAUUACUUCACCAACAGCUGGAACAUCUUCGACUUCGUGGUUGUCAUCCUCUCCAUUGUGGGCACUGUGCUCUCGGACAUCAUCCAGAAGUACUUCUUCUCCCCAACACUCUUCCGAGUCAUCCGCCUGGCCCGAAUCGGCCGCAUCCUCAGGCUGAUCCGCGGGGCCAAGGGCAUCCGCACGCUGCUCUUUGCCCUCAUGAUGUCCCUGCCUGCCCUCUUCAACAUCGGGCUGCUGCUCUUCCUCGUCAUGUUCAUCUACUCCAUCUUCGGCAUGGCCAACUUCGCUUAUGUCAAGUGGGAAGCUGGCAUCGACGACAUGUUCAACUUCCAGACUUUCGCCAACAGCAUGCUGUGCCUCUUCCAGAUCACCACGUCGGCUGGCUGGGAUGGUCUCCUCAACCCCAUCCUCAACACGGGGCCCCCCUACUGCGACCCCAAUCUGCCCAACAGCAAUGGCUCCCGGGGGCACUGUGGGAGCCCAGCCGUGGGCAUCCUUUGGGAAAAGUUCGACCCGGAGGCCACCCAGUUCAUUGAGUACACGGCCCUGUCCGACUUUGCCGACGCCCUGUCUGAGCCGCUGCGUAUCGCCAAGCCCAACCAGAUCAGCCUGAUCAAUAUGGACCUGCCCAUGGUGAGUGGGGACCGUAUCCACUGCAUGGACAUCCUCUUUGCCUUCACUAAGAGGGUCCUGGGGGAGUCCGGGGAGAUGGACGCCCUGAAGAUCCAGAUGGAGGAGAAGUUUAUGGCGGCCAACCCAUCCAAGAUCUCCUACGAGCCCAUCACCACCACGCUCCGGCGCAAGCACGAGGAGGUGUCGGCCACCGUCAUCCAGCGGGCCUUCCGGAGGCACCUGCUGCAGCGCUCCAUGAAGCACGCCUCCUUCCUCUUCCGCCAGCAGGCCGGCAGCAGCGGCCUCUCCGAGGAGGAUGCCCCUGAGCAAGAGGGCCUCAUCGCCUGCAAGAUGAAUGAGAACUUCUCCCAGCGCCUUGGCCCGCCCUCCAGCUCCUCCAUCUCUUCCACAUCCUUCCCCCCUUCCUAUGACAGUGUCACCAGGGCCACCAGUGACAACCUCCAGGUGCGGGUGUCUGACAGCCGCAGUGAAGAUCUCGCGGACUUCCCCGCAUCCUCAGACAGGGACCGAGAGUCUAUGGUGUGAGCCUCGCCCAGGCUGGCCAAGACACCCGAAAGGCAGCCUGUUGCCUCGAGGCAAACCCAUGUGCAGCCAGAAGCCAGCACCUGCGGGGCCUUCCUUGCUUGGGGCUUCAGGAGUGAGCAGCCCCGUGGGUCGACAAGGCAGAGUUCUAUGGCACCCGCGUUGAUGGCCGGGAGCAGUUGGCCAUGCCCACCACUUGGGGCGGCCUGUCCCUGGAGACCUCCACUCAUACCAGUGGCCUGGUCCGGUCAGGCAACACCCUGGGGCUCUGGAAAGCAACCCCACCCCAGCUGCUGUGGCAAAAUAGAAAACGAAGACUGUAUAUGUUGUGAAUGGCUUUCAUAAAUUUAUUAUAUUUGAUAUUUUUUUACUUGAGCAAAGAACUAACGUUUUUUUCCCGUGGACCUGGGCAGCAACGCACACUGCUCAUCCAAACUCUGAGCGGGUGUGAACGGUUCCCAAAGGCUGCUGGGACUCUGUUCUCAAAGCAGAAGUGGGAUCGGUGUGGCUCCCACAGGCCUUCACUGCAGCAAGGGGGUCCCCUGCCACUCGGGCUGCAGACCAGGAGGGCUGAACCCCUCUUCUCACACACAUGUGCACACACAGGCCACACACCAGCUGCUCUCAGACGAGUGCCAGGGAGCCACCCCUGGCCCAGCCCCAAGGAGGCAGACCUUUCCUCCCAGCCCCACGUGGCGUCUUGUCAGCGGGGAGGGACUCCCUCCGGCCUUCCGUCGUCCCCAAGGUCCUGCUUUCCCCUGUGUUUUUAGGCAGGACCUAGUAGGACACACUGAGAAGCAGCCUCGCAGGGUCGGUUCUACAAAAGCAGAAGGCUUCCGGAAGAGAGGUCCCAGGGCUGGUCCUGGGGGCUGAAGCUUGGCCUCUGUACGAGUAUUAACAUAAAACUGACGGGCCUGAGGGAGCCCGCCCACCCGCAGCCUGGCAGCCAGCUCUUCUUGCUCCCGAGCCUGGCAGACCCUGCCCACAGACCCAGUACAGAAGGCUGAGCACCGUGAGGUUGGGGCUAAGAAGCUCAACAGCCCUUGGCCCGUGUGAAGAGGGGAACCUGUUAUCAUGGCCAGAGUUCUCUUUCCGGACUUUCUGCCUCUAACCAUGGGGGCGAGGUGAUUCCUGUGUGGUCCCAGCUCCUCUCCAAACGCAGCCGCAUGGGCGUGGGGAGGGCAGCCUGGGUCCUAGGCAGGGGUGAGCAGGCCUGUCCCCGUGCCCUGGGUGGGGAAUGAACCCUGGGACCCCUUGGGAAGGGAGCAGUGUGGCCUUGGCCCAGCCCCUCCGGCUCAGCUUGGGGUCCUAGUGGCACUUGCACACAGGACCUCCUGGGGGAGGGUCCAGGCUGUCCCACAGGUCUUGUCCGAAGGCUUUUUCAGGGAAAAACACUUUUUCUAGUCCAGUAACCCCCCAGGGGCCUCUUCAGCUGCUGACAAUCCUAUUUAGCAUAUGCAAAUCUUUUCAUGUGGUGAGCUGUCACCCUGAGAGUGACAGCGUGGGCGGGUGGGCGGAGCCUGAGCAGGCAGGAGCCGGGCUGCCCCCUUCCAGCUCUCCAGCGAGGCCGCCCACCUCCGCGGGGCAUCCAACCUCACAGGCCACCGCUCGGCCGCCCAGGAAGCCGGACACGGGCUGCUCCCAACCUACCUCUCCGAGCUGUCAGAGGGCUGGGCGUUCUGAGCUCAUGGCAGUGCCGGUGGCGUUGCCAGGGAGUCAAGUAUUACAAUUCUCCUUGUCACCCCAGCCCCACUCCACUCCACUCCAGUGAUUUCCCUCCUGCCCCAUUCCCUCUGAGUCCAGCGCGGGACCAGGUUUGAACUGUCCCAGCGACACUCCUCCAAGUGGAAAUCUUAUUUUUGUAGAUCUCUGUGCUUUGCUCUCAGCCUUGGAGAGGAAUGCCCCCCCCCCGCCCCCCUGCACUCGCCUCCCUGCACGGGCGGGAAUGCGGCUGGGGAGGCGCCGGCUGGCAGCCCA